Fusarium pseudograminearum CS3096 is the source of this 333-nucleotide messenger RNA. RefSeq lists its product as uncharacterized. Bases 1 to 333 code for a protein of 110 amino acids. The record is from RefSeq and is a predicted model, not a curated record. The transcript is spliced from 2 exons. Gene Ontology annotation, molecular function: structural constituent of ribosome. Lineage: Eukaryota; Fungi; Ascomycota; Sordariomycetes; Hypocreales; Nectriaceae. Gene Ontology annotation, cellular component: mitochondrial large ribosomal subunit.
AUGUUCGGCGCAUUCCGCUUCACGAAUCCUCUAUCCGGUGGUCUUCUAUGGAAGGUUCCCUGGAGGAUGUCAAAGUUCCAGAAGCGCCGCCACAGACUUCGCCUCCGAGCCGUCGACGAUGUUGUAGCUACCGUUGACGCUGCUCUCGCCAAGAAGGGACAGACUCUCGAGGCCCUCGACCGAUGGAAGGCUGAGAUGCCUACCGAGGCUGAAAUGAUGCCAAGGGAUAAAUACACCAUGUUUGACCGCAAGGCUAAGCGUUACCGCAAGGGUAUUCACAAGCUACCCAAGUGGACAAGGGUGUCACAACGAGUCAACCCCCCUGGUUACUAG